AACAAUGUUAAUUAUAUGUUAAUAUCAUUUUUAAAACUUGACGAUAGGCCGACGUCAUUGUUAAUACCUAAUAUAUGUUGGUCUAGAUAUAAAAUAACAUCAAUGGCAAGAUUAAUGGCAGAGAGUAGCAUCAGCGUCGCUUACUCACUGCAGGCAAAUAGAACAGAGUAUUUUCUGCAGCAUAUCAUCGUGUUAGUUGACUUGGAAUGUCCUAAUUCUGAUGAAUUUUUGUUGAAGGCUAGUGAAGAGAACUACUUGAAAUCACCAUAUAGAUGGUUGUUGCUGGCACCUGACAAUUCUAGUAGAAAAAACGAAGUUUUAGACAAUAUGGAAAUACUGGUUGAUAGCGAUGUGGUGGUCGCUAGUAAAACAAAUGAAGAAUUCAUAUUUACUGAAGUAUACAAGAUAUCUAAAGAUAGCGAAAUAAUUUAUACGACUCGAGCAAUAUGGCGUUCUAUAAAUUACAAAAAUAACUCUACAUACUUAAAUGAUGUUAAUUUUGCUAUAUCUGAAAGCAGUCGCAAGAAUGUUGGGCAGAAAACAGUAGUAGAUGAUAAAUACGGUGUAAUAGAAGACUAUAGAAGAUCAACAUCACUGUCUAUUAGACGAAAAGAUUUAAAAGGACAUAUCCUUACAGUAUCGAAUGUAGUAAUAGACAAUAAUCAAACCAAAGAACACAUGAAUGAUAGAUUGUUUCUUGAUCAAGAUUUAGUAACGAAAGUAUCGUACGCUAUUGUGAAGAUAUGUUUUCAGUCUCUUAACGCUACAGAAAAACUAUUAUUUACUUCUACUUGGGGAUACAAAGACAAAAAUGGAAGCUAUAACGGAAUCAUGGAACAUCUUAUAAAGAAAAGGGCUGAUUUAGGCACAAUGGCAUUUUUCAACCAAGAACGGUUAGUUAUAAUCGACUAUAUAGCGAUGGUGGGAUCCACCGGCGUCAGGUUCGUGUUCAGGGAGCCACCACUCGCGUAUAUUUCUAAUAUAUUCACGCUACCCUUCACCAGAGACGUAUGGCUGGCCAUUUUUAUUUGUGUUUUGGGGUGUGCCUUAUUUCUUUAUAUAACAUCCAAAUGGGAAGCCACUAUGACCACGCAUCAAUAUCAACUGGACGGCUCGUGGGCUGACGUCCUCAUACUAAUCAUAGGAGCUGUCUUACAACAAGGAUGCACUCUUGAACCAAGAUAUGCGCCUGGUAGAACUGUGACUCUGCUACUCUUCGUAGCGCUAACAAUCUUGUACGCUGCGUACUCAGCCAACAUUGUAGUACUGCUAAGAGCUCCUAGCUCCUCGGUGAGAAGUUUGUCUGACCUUCUGAAUUCCCCUCUUAAAGUCGGAGCUAGUGAUGUUGUAUACAAUAAACAUUAUAUGAAACAAUUGAAAGACCCAAUAAGAAAAGGUAUAUAUGAUACAAAGUUUGCACCCAAAGGGAAAAACCCGAAUUAUUAUGAUAUGAAGGAUGGAGUAGAGAAAAUUAGACAGGGUCUUUUCGCAUUCCACAUGGAACUAAACCCGGGAUAUCGCCUUAUACAAAAGACAUAUCAGGAGAAUGAGAAGUGUGAUCUGGUGGAGAUAGACUACAUCAAUGAGGUCGACCCCUGGUUGCCGGGCCAGAAGAGAUCUCCUUUUAAGGACUUAUUUAAAAUCAACUUUCUGAAAAUUCGCGAAACGGGAAUCCAAGCGAACAGUCAUCACCGGCUGACUGUCCCACGGCCGCGCUGUUCCGGCUCCGUGGCCACAUUCAGCAGUGUGGGGAUUACGGACAUGUACCCGGCGCUGCUAGCCACACUCUACGGCAUGAUGAUGGCUCCAGCGGUGUUGCUUCUAGAGAUCGCCUACUACAAAUUGAUGAAAAUAAGACAGCGCAGACAGCGUAGACAGCAUAAAUCGAUAAAAUCUAAAAAGAAACAUCCUGACUUUGAAUCGGUCGCCACAUCGGCCGGUAUGUCAGUACAAGAAGACCAACUACUGUGUACUACUAGAUUACGAAGAUAUAAAUAA
Molecule: messenger RNA, 1998 nt
Organism: Achroia grisella
Lineage: Eukaryota; Metazoa; Arthropoda; Insecta; Lepidoptera; Pyralidae
Product: ionotropic receptor 75a-like
Exons: 12
Coding region: 16-1998 (660 amino acids)
Cellular component (GO): membrane
Molecular function (GO): ligand-gated monoatomic ion channel activity
Source: RefSeq, a predicted model, not a curated record